Triticum turgidum subsp. durum (durum wheat) is the source of this 663-nucleotide messenger RNA. NCBI's taxonomy places the organism in Eukaryota, Viridiplantae, Streptophyta, Magnoliopsida, Poales, Poaceae. The record is from the annotation of a GenBank genome assembly.
AUGGCUUUGAUGCCCGUGGAGCUCUGCUACGCCACGGUCACCUCUCCGGUGGCGGCGCCAUCGGCCAGGAGGGCGCCGAGGCGGCGGGCGGUGGUGCGGUGCGCGGCGUCCGCGCCGGCGCCGAUGGGGGAGAAGACCGAGUACAGGGACGGGCCGCUGGAGCGCGCGUUCAUGGGGCUGUUCGCGCGCAAGAUGGAGAAGUUCGCGGGAAGGAAGAAGAAGCCGGGCCCGGGCGGCGAGGAGGAGAAGAAGGCGGUGUGGGAGUGGGACUACGAGAGCUUCGUGGACGUGUCGCGGCGGGUGAUGGUGGGGCGGUCGCGCGCGCAGCAGCAGGAGGCCGUCCGCGAGGUGCUCCUCUCCAUGCUCCCUCCCGGCGCCCCCGAGCAGUUCAAGAAGCUCUUCCCGCCCACGCGCUGGGCCUGCGAGUUCAACGCCGCCCUCACCGUCCCCUUCUUCCACUGGCUCGUCGGUCCGUCAGAGGUUAUCGAGGUAGAGGUUGACGGGGUGAAGCAGAGGAGUGGAGUGCUCAUAAAGAAAUGCAGGUACUUGGAGAACAGCGGGUGCGUUGGGAUGUGCGUCAACAUGUGCAAGAUCCCCACGCAGAGCUUCUUCACCGACGAGUUCGGCCUUCCCCUCACCAUGAAUCCAAUUAACCUUGGCUGA